GAUAAAAAAAAAAAUCCAAAAAGCAAAGGAAUAUGGGACAGUAUAAAAUUCGGGUCAAACCCGGGUUACUGCACUACUACUGUAACUAAUUAGGGAUUCAAUCAGAAUCAAACCAAAGCAUCAUAGAUUGACAAAGAUAAGUUAGGGUUUAAGCUAGGGGCUCAAAAUGGCGGCAGCAGCAGCAGCAGCAAGAAGCAGACCUAACAUCCUCGUCACCGGAACUCCUGGUACCGGAAAGACCACUUUCUCGACGGCGCUGUCGGAAGCCACUAAUUUCCGGCACAUCAACAUCGGAGACCUGGUCAAGGAGAAGAAUCUUCAUGAUGGUUGGGACGAUAAGUUCGAUUGUUAUAUCAUCAAUGAAGACCUUGUUUGUGAUGAGCUUGAGAAUAUGAUGGAAGAGGGUGGAAACAUUGUGGAUUAUCAUGGCUGCGACUUCUUCCCCGAGCGUUGGUUUGAUCGUGUUGUGGUACUUCAAACAGAAAACUCGGUGUUGUUUGACCGGUUGAGUAGGAGAGGGUACACGGGUUCGAAGCUCUCAAACAACAUAGAGUGUGAAAUUUUUCAAGUGCUAUUAGAGGAAGCAAGAGAAAGUUACCCCGAGGAUAUUGUGGUUGCACUGAAGAAUGACACUGUUGAUGAGAUGAACGCAAAUAUUGCAACUUUAUCAGACUGGAUUAGCAGCUGGAGCCCUAUGCUCUCAUGAUUUAUGGUGUUGCUGUCAACUUUCAUUGUAUCAUAAUAGAUUAAAACUUUUGUGUGAGAUGAUACUUCUGCUUAGAGAGAAGGUUCAAGGGCGUGUUGCAUGCAACAGCCAGUUUCCUUGUUUUCUUUUGUUUUGCAGUAAGAAAGUAGCAAUUUAUGCAAAAACAACAGCCGCAUGGUAUUAUGGAAAUGAUAGCAUUUGUUUGACGGACUA
This is a messenger RNA of Daucus carota subsp. sativus, 919 nucleotides long. RefSeq names its product adenylate kinase isoenzyme 6 homolog. The coding region runs from base 167 to 706 and encodes 179 amino acids. Lineage: Eukaryota; Viridiplantae; Streptophyta; Magnoliopsida; Apiales; Apiaceae. Gene Ontology annotation, cellular component: cytoplasm; nucleus. Gene Ontology annotation, molecular function: ATP binding; AMP kinase activity; ATP hydrolysis activity. The record is from RefSeq and is a predicted model, not a curated record. The transcript is spliced from 3 exons.